Molecule: messenger RNA, 1305 nt
Organism: Triticum turgidum subsp. durum (durum wheat)
Lineage: Eukaryota; Viridiplantae; Streptophyta; Magnoliopsida; Poales; Poaceae
Source: the annotation of a GenBank genome assembly
AUGGCUCCUGAGAUGGGUGAGCGGGUGGCCGUCGUGGUGGGAGGGAGCGUAGCGGGCUUGGCCUGCGCGCACGCGGCGGCGGGGGCGGGGUGGAAGGCGGUGGUGUUGGAGAAGGCGGCGGGCCCGGCGGCCGGAGGCGGCACGGGCGCCGGGCUGGGCCUGGAUGCGCAGUCUAUGGAGACCCUCGCCCGCUGGAUCCCCGGGUGGGGUCUCGACGCGGCCACGCUGCCGCUCGCCGUCGACCUGAACAUGGCAACGGACAGCGAGACGAAGGCGGCGCGGACGCUGACGAGGGACGAGGGGUUCAACUUCCGCGCGGCGCACUGGGGCGAGCUGCACCGGCGGCUUCACGAGGCUCCGCCGGCCGCGGUGACCGUGCACUGGGGCCACCAGUUCCUUUCGUUCGAGGUUUCGGACACGGACGGCGAUGGUGGCAAACGCGGCGGGGUAGUCGCGACGGCUCGCGUGCUCAGAACCGGUGAAACGGUGGAGGUCGCUGGGGAUUUGCUGGUCGCAGCGGAUGGCUGCACUUCGUCGAUCCGCCGGCGCUUCCUCCCUGACCUCAAGCUCAGGUACUCCGGGUACUGCGCAUGGCGUGGCGUGUUCGAUUUCACCGGGAAGGAAAGCUCCGACAUCAUCACCGGCAUACGAAGAGCGUACCCAGAGCUCGGCAGCUGCCUGUACUUCGAUCUGGCCGAAAAGACUCACGCCGUGCUCUACGAGUUGCCCGGGAACAGACUGAACUGGCUCUGGUACAUCAACGGCCCAGAGCCAGAGCUCACGGGGAGCUCGGUGACGAUGAAGGUGAGCGACGCCACGCUGGCAGGGAUGCAGGAGGACGCCGAGCGCGUCUGGUCGCCGGAGCUGGCGCGGCUGAUCAGGGAAACGGCAGAACCGUUCGUGAACGUGAUCUACGACGCGGACCCGCUGCCGCGGCUGUCGUGGGCGGGCGGCAGCGUGGCACUGGUCGGCGACGCGGCGCACCCGACCACGCCGCACGGGCUGCGGAGCACCAACAUGUCCGUCCAUGACGCCCGCGUGCUCGGGGAGUGCCUCGGGAGGUGGGGGGAGACGCCGCCGCCACGCGCUCUGGACGAGUACGAGGCCGCGCGGCUGCCGGUCGUGGCGGCGCAGGUGCUGCACGCCCGCAGGCUCGGGCGGCUCAAACAGGGCCUGCCGGUGGAGGACGGUGACACGGGGGCGUUCGACGCGAGGGCGGCGACGGUGGAGGAGGCUUUGCAGCUGCGGCAGAGGGGCAUGCCGUAUUUUGGCGGCGCGCCAACUGUAGAUGGCGGUAGUUUGUGA